Echinococcus granulosus is the source of this 165-nucleotide messenger RNA. RefSeq lists its product as hypothetical. NCBI's taxonomy places the organism in Eukaryota, Metazoa, Platyhelminthes, Cestoda, Cyclophyllidea, Taeniidae. The transcript is spliced from 2 exons. The coding region runs from base 1 to 165 and encodes 54 amino acids. The record is from RefSeq and is a predicted model, not a curated record.
AUGUAUGGUAAGGAACACAGUAGCAGGUUAGACAUCGUGGACUCCACUGACGCUCACAAUUUGCACAAGUUGACCAUCGCAAUGAGUGCCAUCUUCGAGUUGACUGAGCUUACCACAGUCUCCUUUCACCCCCUCACUUUGAACUCAAAUUAUCUCCCUGUAUAG